Messenger RNA from Tripterygium wilfordii, 1337 nucleotides. Its product is annotated as pentatricopeptide repeat-containing protein At4g18975, chloroplastic. The transcript is spliced from 7 exons. Bases 225 to 1079 code for a protein of 284 amino acids. Gene Ontology annotation, molecular function: protein binding. The record is from RefSeq and is a predicted model, not a curated record. NCBI's taxonomy places the organism in Eukaryota, Viridiplantae, Streptophyta, Magnoliopsida, Celastrales, Celastraceae.
UGUUUACUGUUAAUGUUAUGCGACUUUCUUUAUCCUUGCUAAAGCUGUAUACCUUCACAGUGGUCGCUCUCUUAACGAGACGCAAUUACUACUACCAUCAACAUGAGACAGAAUCACAGAAUCUCCUCAAAUUUUACUUCCAAUGAAUGAACUGAAAUAAGGAUUUAUCUUUGUCCAGAAGGUCAAAUUUGGGGUCAGGUUGGUAAGUUGCCAAGCGAAUUAUAAUGGCUUCUGGUUGCGCUAAUUCUCUUGCUUAUCAAUUUUAUUCCCAAGGUAUAAAUCAUGCUAAUUAUAGAACGUCACCAUUUUUUCACAAACCGACUUACAAAAUAUCCUUCCGCACAGAAAAGGAAAAAGGUGUUUCACAUGCUAUGUGCUGCUUCAAGAACGGUGGGGAACUGUUACAAAAUUUUAAAGCUGAGGAAAGGAAAAUGAGAAAGAAGGCGGGUAAGAAAGAGCACCACUUGUGGAAGAAAAGAGAUUCUACUGGAUCUGGACAAAAGGCGCUUAACGUUAUUAGAAUUCUCUCGGAACUUCCUAAUGAGAAAGAGGCUGUGUAUGGAGCAUUGGAUAAAUGGAUAGCUUGGGAGACUGAGUUUCCACUGAUUGCAGCAGCUAAGGCUUUAAGAACAUUGAGAAAGAGGAAUCAGUGGCACCGUGUAAUUCAGCUGGCAAAGUGGAUGUUGAGCAAAGGACAGGGAGCGACUAUGGGAACAUAUGAUGAACUUCUAAUGGCAUUUGAUAUGGAUGAUAGAGUAGAUGAGGCCGAAUCAUUGUGGAAUAUGAUUUUGCACGUGCAUACUCGUUCUAUAUCGAAGCAGUUGUUCUCCAGGAUGAUCUCUCUUUAUGAUCAUCAUGACUCGCAGGAUAAGAUAGUAGAGGUAUUUGCUGACAUGGAGGAAUUGGGUGUAAGACCAGACGAGGAUACCACCAGGAAAGUAGCACGCGCAUUUCAGAAACUAGGGCAAGAAGAUAGGCAGAAACUGGUUCUAAAAAGAUACCAGUGUACAUGGAAGUAUAUUCAUUUUAAGGGUGAACGGGUCAGAGUGAGAACUAAACCUUGGGAUGAAGAUGAUUGAUUCCUGUAAGCUGGAAUGAGAGUUCUGUACAUUAUGGACCCAAUCUGAUGCCAAUAUAGGACCUUUUGCAUCGGACCAUGUAGAGGAGGAUCACAUAUGGAGCUUAUUGUUGUUCAAAUGUAGAAAAACAAAAAGACUUGCAACAAAGUUGAUCAUGGUACCAUGAGUACAUUUUAAGAAGUUUAACAGAGCUUAACAUUCAAGCUCUGCAUUUUGUCCUGUGAUGAACACAUGAAGAGCUAAACAUUAUUAUCUUUA